This is a messenger RNA of Sphaeramia orbicularis (orbiculate cardinalfish), 3994 nucleotides long. RefSeq names its product insulin-degrading enzyme (gene ide). The transcript has 25 exons. Lineage: Eukaryota; Metazoa; Chordata; Actinopteri; Kurtiformes; Apogonidae. The coding region runs from base 34 to 3081 and encodes 1015 amino acids. Gene Ontology annotation, biological process: hormone catabolic process; peptide catabolic process; amyloid-beta metabolic process. Gene Ontology annotation, cellular component: mitochondrion; cytosol; peroxisomal matrix. Gene Ontology annotation, molecular function: metalloendopeptidase activity; metal ion binding. The record is from RefSeq and is a predicted model, not a curated record.
AAAGCCCAGGUUUGUUUUCCAUGGGUGCAAAGUAUGUUUAAGUGCAUUAACCGAACGGCCCAGUUGACCAGAUAUCUCCUGUCAGUGAACAACACUCUCGCUGUUUACCAAGAUUUAAGGUUUGUGUCAUCCUUGCCCCUCAGAAUGACCAACCCAGCUGUGAGCAGGGUGGUGGGUGACAUUAUUCGCUCUCCUGAAGACAAAAGGGAAUACAGGGGCCUUGAGUUUACCAAUGGCUUGAAGGCAAUGCUUAUUAGUGAUCCAACAACAGACAAAUCCUCGGCUGCUUUGGAUGUCCACAUAGGUUCAUUAUCGGACCCGAGUAACAUCUCAGGUCUUGCGCACUUUUGUGAACACAUGCUGUUCCUGGGAACACAGAAAUAUCCCAAGGAGAAUGAGUACAGCCAGUUCCUCAGUGAGCAUGCAGGCAGCUCCAAUGCCUUUACCAGUGGAGAGCAUACAAACUACUACUUUGAUGUAUCCCAUGAACACUUGCAAGGAGCACUCGAUAGGUUUGCCCAGUUCUUCCUAUGCCCGUUGUUUGAUGAGAGCUGUAAGGACCGGGAGGUAAAUGCUGUGGACUCUGAGCAUGAAAAGAACCUCAUGAAUGAUGCCUGGAGGCUGUUUCAGUUGGAGAAGGCCACUGGCAACCCCAACCACCCCUUCAGUAAAUUUGGAACAGGUAACAAGUUAACCCUUGAGACCAGACCGUCUAGAGAUGGCAUUGACAUCCGCCAGGAGCUUCUGACAUUUCACUCCACAUAUUACUCCUCAAACCUUAUGGGACUCUGUGUAUUAGGAAGAGAAUCACUAGAUGAGUUGACAUCCAUGGUGAUUCAGCUGUUUGGAGAAGUGGAGAACAAGAAUGUGCCUAUCCCAGAAUUCCCUGAGCAUCCUUUUCAAGAAGAGCACCUCAGACAAUUCUACAAAGUGGUCCCUAUCAAAGACAUCAGGAACCUGUAUGUGACUUUCCCAAUCCCAGACCUCCAGAAAUACUACAAAUCCAACCCAGGACAUUAUCUUGGACAUCUCAUAGGUCAUGAAGGACCUGGAAGUUUGUUAUCUGAGCUGAAAUCUAAAGGGUGGGUCAACACACUUGUCGGAGGGCAAAAAGAAGGAGCCAGAGGAUUCAUGUUCUUCAUCAUUAACGUGGACUUAACAGAGGAGGGCCUUUUGCACGUCGAGGACAUAAUCUUCCACAUGUUCCAGUACAUCCAGAAACUGAGGACAGAGGGACCUCAGGAGUGGGUGUUUGAAGAGUGCAAGGAUUUAAACAAAGUGGCCUUCAGGUUCAAGGACAAGGAGAGACCUCGUGGAUAUACUUCCAAAGUGGCUGGUUUACUACAUUACUACCCAAUUGAAGAGGUGCUAGCAGCAGAGUACCUUUUGGAAGACUUCAGGCCAGAUCUGAUUGAGAUGGUUCUGGAUAAACUGAGACCAGAGCAAGUCAGAGUUGCAGUGGUGUCAAAGUCAUUUGAGGGGCAAACAGACCAGACGGAGGAAUGGUACGGUACGCAGUAUAAACAGGAAGCCAUCUCUGAGGCCACCAUCCAGAAAUGGGCGAAUGCAGACCUCAACGGCAAGUUCAAGUUGCCCAUGAGAAAUGAGUUUAUCCCCACCAACUUUGAGAUCUACCCACUUGAGAAAGACUCUCCGCCCAUCCCCACUCUAAUCAAGGACACCGCUAUGAGCAAAGUGUGGUUCAAACAGGAUGAUAAGUUCUUCCUGCCCAAAGCCUGCCUGAACUUUGAGUUCUUCAGCCCGUUUGCGUAUGUGGAUCCAUUGCAUUGUAACAUGGCAUAUUUAUACCUGGAGCUCCUCAAGGACUCCCUCAACGAGUAUGCAUAUGCAGCCGAGCUAGCUGGCUUGAACUAUGACCUCCAAAAUACCGUCUAUGGGAUGUAUCUCUCUGUAAAAGGUUACAGUGACAAACAGCACAUCCUGCUAAAGAAGAUCAUCGAGAAGAUGGCCACCUUUGAGAUCGAUGAGAAGCGCUUUGACAUCAUCAAGGAGGCGUACAUGAGGUCUUUGAACAACUUCAGAGCUGAGCAGCCCCACCAGCACGCCAUGUACUACCUCCGUCUGCUAAUGACAGAGGUCGCAUGGACCAAAGAUGAGCUUAGAGAGGCUCUGGAUGAUGUAACUCUCCCACGCCUCAAGGCCUUCAUACCUCAGCUAUUGUCACGGUUACAUAUUGAGGCUCUUCUCCAUGGCAACAUCACCAAGGAGUCUGCUCUGGGCAUGAUGCAAAUGGUGGAGGACACGCUCAUUGAACACGCUCACACGAAGCCCCUCCUCCCAAGCCAGCUGAUUCGCUACCGAGAGGUGCAGGUUCCAGACGGUGGCUGGUAUGUUUACCAGCAGAGGAACGAGGUGCACAACAACUGUGGGAUUGAGAUCUACUACCAGACAGACAUGCAGACCACCCACGACAACAUGCUGCUGGAGCUGUUCUGUCAGAUCAUCUCCGAGCCCUGUUUCAACACACUGAGAACCAAAGAACAGCUGGGCUACAUCGUGUUCAGCGGUCCCCGACGGGCCAACGGAGUCCAAGGCCUUCGCUUCAUCAUCCAGUCGGAGAAGGCGCCCCACUACCUGGAGAGUCGCGUGGAGGCGUUCCUCUGCACCAUGGAAAAGGCCGUGGAGGACAUGAGCGACGAGGCCUUCCAGAAACACAUCCAGGCUCUGGCCAUCCGCCGCCUGGACAAGCCCAAGAAGCUGUCUGCGGAGUGUGCCAAGUACUGGGGGGAGAUCAUCUCUCAGCAGUAUAAUUUUGACAGAGAUAACAUUGAGGUGGCCUAUCUGAAGACUCUGACAAAAGAGAACAUAAUGGACUUCUACAGAGAGCGGCUGACGGUGGAAGCCCCGAAGAGACACAAGGUUUCUGUGCACGUCCUGUCCAGAGAGAUGGACUCCUGUCCCAUCGUGGGCGAGUUCCCAGCUCAGAACGAUGUCAACCUGGCCCCCGCUCCGUCCCUGCCUCAGCCCACUCUGGUGCAGGACAUGACUGAAUUCAAGAGGAGCCUCCCUCUGUUCCCGCUGGCCAAGCCUCACAUCAACUUCAUGGCCGCCAAACUGUGAGCGAGGCCGAGCGCUCGACAACUCAGCAGCGCGGGAGGGGAGGCGGCCGAUGGCGAGGGACUCCGCCUCCUCUUCCCCCUCCAUCUCCUCCUCCUCCUCCUCCUCCCCCUCCUCAGAAAGACUUUGAUCAGACUGAGCCUGCAUGUGUGUGAGCGUUUGCGCGAGUGCAUGUGGAUGCGUGUGUGCACGUGCGGCAGGCCGAAGACAAAAAACGCGCGUUAAUCGAAUCACCAAGUUUAGCCGUGGUCGUGGACGUAGCUGUGGUAACGGUAGAGGUCACACCAGACUCAUGUAGACGUCUCCGAACGAACGGAGAUCCGACGCUCACGCAUCACCACACCGCCGUUCGGGAAAUCCACUCACAAACAGACGAGGGUCACGUCCCUUUAAACCAAUAGAAUUCAGAAGCGUUUUAUCGACUUAUCCAGAGACGCUGCUUUGAGAAUGAAUAGCGAGUUUCUUCUAAUGCACUGGAGGCCUGUUGGAAAUGAAAACAGUAGCUCCAUGAAGGUGUUUUUUUGUUUUUUUGUCUUUCUUGACAUGUCGGACUUUUAGAUCUUUGCUGUGUAUCACGACUCAAAUAUUUUACUCAAACAUAUGCAUUCGUGAAGGAUCAUCUGCCUUACGAUUCAGUUUUAACAUCCGCGGGUUUUGGAAAUAUUAGUUGUUUUUUUUUUUGUCUUUUUUUUUUUUUGCGUUAAACUGGUAAAAUGUUGGGACCCUUUGAGGAGCUGAUUUUUAAGUGACUAAUCACACACCACCAUGUUUUUAAGCGUUUUAUUUGACUGCGUUUUUACACCAGUAUCUUUCAGACAUCUCAGGGGUACCUCCAUGCUGUUUUUUUUUUUUUUAUUAUUAUUAUUAUUUUUAUUAGUGAUUUGAUUGAAAAUAAAAACACUUCCUGGUGUCAUUA